UUCACCUUCGAUGCCGCCAUACUUGUAAGACCCGCAACUUCCGGUUAAAAGCGGAAGUGAGGCGACGCGCGGCCGCCAUUUUGAGUGUGGCGGAAGUUCCGUCGCCCGGGUAGUUCCCCGGUGAUUCCGAAGCGUUCCGUUAGCUUGCUGCGGUCCGGAAGUUAUUCCUUGCUCAGGCUUCUAAUAGGGCAUGACUGUGGUUGGCACCUAGAGCUCUCCUGGACGCCCUUGUACCUUGCACUAAAAGUUUUGGCGUUCACAUGCUUUCCUUCUUGAGCGAUGAUGGCCAGGCUCGAGGUUUGCACAGGAUGUCCCUUUCCACCCAUCACCUUCAGGGGCCAAGGCGACAGGCUGGGCACCACGAGCCGAGCACCGUCACCUCGGGGAGAAACCCAUCUUGUUCCACACUAGUGAUCAGUCCCCUCGCCAGUGGCCUCUCAUGAGGAACUAACCAUUCAGGGCGAUUGAGUCACAAAGCCUGAGGAGGGUUUAGGGAGUCCGCGGGGUGGGGGGAGCCGGAAGGGUCCCCACCCCAAGGCCGAGUGACGCCCGCAGUCACUUCACAAGGCAGAAAUUGUUACCCGGGCAAUAAAAGUCAUCGCGGCUGUACAGCCUUGGGAGUGGGCACAUGGGGGCACAGGGGUGCAGGUGCCAAGCACCAUGGGUUAGGCCCGAGAUCGGUGUCUGGCCGCCCCCCGACAGCAGCCACCUCCUGCUCCCCGCGCGCCCCGGGCGCCAUCAUGUCGGGCGACAAACUCCUGAGCGAACUUGGCUAUAAGCUGGGCCGCACGAUAGGUGAGGGCAGCUACUCCAAGGUGAAGGUGGCCACCUCCAAGAAGUAUAAGGGGACGGUGGCCAUCAAGGUGGUGGACCGCCGGCGAGCGCCUCCGGACUUCGUCAACAAGUUCCUGCCUCGAGAGCUGUCCAUCCUCCGGGGAGUACGGCACCCGCACAUCGUGCACGUCUUCGAGUUCAUCGAGGUGUGCAACGGGAAGCUGUACAUCGUGAUGGAGGCAGCAGCCACCGACCUGCUGCAGGCGGUGCAGCGCAACGGGCGCAUCCCGGGGUCGCAGGCGCGGGAACUCUUCUCGCAGAUCGCUGGCGCCGUGCGCUACCUGCACGACCACCACCUGGUGCACCGCGACCUCAAGUGCGAAAACGUGCUGCUAAGCCCUGACGAGCGCCGCGUCAAGCUCACGGAUUUCGGUUUCGGCCGUCAGGCGCACGGCUACCCAGACCUGAGCACCACCUACUGCGGCUCGGCCGCCUAUGCGUCACCUGAGGUGCUCCUGGGCAUCCCCUACGACCCCAAGAAAUACGACGUGUGGAGCCUGGGCGUUGUGCUCUACGUCAUGGUCACCGGGUGCAUGCCCUUCGACGACUCGGACAUUGCUGGCCUGCCUCGGCGCCAGAAGCGCGGCGUGCUCUAUCCGGACGGCCUCGAACUGUCUGAACGAUGCAAAUCUUUGAUCGGCGAGCUGCUACAGUUCAGCCCGUCCGCCCGGCCCUCGGCGGGCCAGGUGGCGCGCAAUGGCUGGCUGCGGGCCGGGGACUCCGGCUAGGAGCCGGGGUUCUCGCUGUUCCCGCCGCACCAGGCCCUGAGCCAGGGCGGCGCACGCGCGACGGGCGAGCUUCGGGAAACCCGCGAAGUCGCCACGCGCCACUGCGCACGCGCCCUGUCCCUUCCCCUUCCCCCAAGGCGGCGGCCCACAGAGGCCCCCUGUUGGAUUCUGAAUCCUCCUGCACAACCCAAUUGCUGGAGGGCGCGUGCGCACCCUCGAUUUCUGGCGAGAAGGCCCCGGGAGGGGCGCGAAGAGAAGAGAGAGAAGCAUUGCGCCUGCGUGGAAUGAGCUCCUGCUGCGCGGUGGGUGGCCCCGGCGGAGAGAAGCUGCGGGCCGGCCGUGCACGCCAAGUUCCAGGUUGGAACCUGCAAUAAAUUCGCUCUUCCUCGCAAGUGGCUUUAGCGGUGGAACCUUGUCACUGAGCAGGAGGGAGGGGAGGAUUCAGCGCUUUAGAGAAAGGCAUGUAUAUUCUAGCGUCAGACCUAAAAAGGGGGUUGGGAAGUUCGAACUCUGAUCUUUCAGGUCCCUCCCCGAACUGGAC
This is a messenger RNA of Acomys russatus (golden spiny mouse), 2103 nucleotides long. RefSeq names its product testis specific serine kinase 6 (gene Tssk6). Gene Ontology annotation, molecular function: protein serine/threonine kinase activity; ATP binding; tau-protein kinase activity. Gene Ontology annotation, biological process: intracellular signal transduction; protein phosphorylation; microtubule cytoskeleton organization. The transcript has a single exon. Gene Ontology annotation, cellular component: cytoplasm. Bases 741 to 1562 code for a protein of 273 amino acids. The record is from RefSeq and is a predicted model, not a curated record. Lineage: Eukaryota; Metazoa; Chordata; Mammalia; Rodentia; Muridae.